Molecule: messenger RNA, 3246 nt
Organism: Centruroides sculpturatus (bark scorpion)
Lineage: Eukaryota; Metazoa; Arthropoda; Arachnida; Scorpiones; Buthidae
Product: tetratricopeptide repeat protein 28-like
Exons: 19
Coding region: 89-3148 (1019 amino acids)
Molecular function (GO): protein binding
Source: RefSeq, a predicted model, not a curated record
AAAUUUUUCUACGAUAUGAAUUUAUCAAUUUCUCUAUAAUGAGAAUUUUAUACUUGAUUCGUUUUUUUGUGUUCUUUAAACACCGAGCAUGGAGUUCUUAGAAAUAGAUAAUAACGAGAGUUUGAAAGAAAAUGCUAUGAAAUUAUUAAACAGUUUUGAUGAAAUGUCAGAAAAACUUAAAAAUGAUGCAAAUGGAAAGAUACAGUGUGAAAAAGCAAUGAAGACAGGAAGUUACUCCGAGAUAGUACAGUUCGUGAAACAAUUAAUACGAUGUAAUCUUCCACUUUGUGCUAAUAUGUUGGACCAAUUACUACCAACCAUUAAUAAUCCAUUACAGUAUUUGGAACUUUUAUCCCUCCGAAUGAAGGUGGCAAUGUCGUUAGAAAAUUUUAUAAAAGCCAGAGAAUUAGCAGAUAAACAAUAUAAAAUAUUUAAAGACAUUUUAGAAGAUGAAAUGAAAAAUGAAUCUAUGUUGCCAGGAUAUCUCUAUAAAGCAUGGUUUCGUUGUUGUUCCGAUAAUUUCCAGAUUUGUAGAUAUCAAGGCCGUCUCGACGAUGCAAAAAAAUUUUUGGAUGAGGCCAUAAAGAUUUCUUCGGAAAAUAAUAAUAAAGAAGAUUAUUAUACCACUCGAGUAUAUGAAGCAGAUUGGUUAUUAGCUAUAGGUCUUUUGAAUAAGGCGAUUGAUGAAAUAUUACUUCCUAUAUUAGAAAAUCAUGAAAUAUCAGAUGAAAUUAGAGGAUUUUUACUACAAAAACUUGGCAAUGCUUGCAGAUCGGCAGCACAAUGGGGCAAAGCAAAAGAAUAUUUGAAAAAUUCGAUCAGGAUAGCACAAAAAUUAAACGAUGAAAUUGCUGAAUAUGACCGUUCCACCGAUCUUGGCAACGUUUAUAGAUCCGAAGGAAGAAUAGCAGAUGCAAUUUAUAUGCAAUCUAGACACAUGUGUUUCGCCUUCGAGAGAGGUGACAUGUGGGGAUUAUCAAUUGCAUGUUUCAACUUGGGUUUUUCGUAUUAUUCUGUACGUCCAAAGCCUGAGCUGAAUAAAGCACUAGUUUUAUUAACUUUAAAAUAUAUUUUGUCUAAGAGAAUGGAUAAUGAGCCAUUAAGAGGAAUGGCUCUUAAUAACAUUGGGAAGACUUUAUGUGAAUUAAAUCAACAUGUGAUAGCAGUUGAUGUGUUGAAAAGUUGUGUCGAAAUUGCUAAGACUACAGGAAAUGUUGCGGGCGAAGGAAUGGCAUUAAGUAACUUAGGAACUGUUUACAGAUUUUUAGACAAAUACGAAGACGCGAUUAAACAUCACCUUAGUUAUUAUACUAAUGCGGAUUCAAGAGGAGAUGAUGGUGGAAAAGCAAUUACACAAAGAGAAUUGGCUCUUGAUUAUAUGUUGAAAGGGGAUCUAGAAAAUGCAGAAAAAUAUAUCAAAGAAGCUAUACUGACAUUAGAGGAUAUUCGAAUUAAAAUUGGCCAAGAAGAUUCAUCAAAACUAGCAAAUUUUGAUAAAAAUCAAGCGGAAUCAUAUAAUUUCUUACAGAUAAUUUUGGUAAAAAGAGGAAAAUUUAAAGAAGCUCUAGCAUUAUCAGAAUUUGCAAGAGGGAGAGCUUUAAGUGAUAUUAUUCGAAAUAAAAACAAAGAAUUUAAAAAAUCUCUUAAUACCUGGCUGUGGGAUGAUGAUAUUAUCCUAAAGACGAAACUGGAUUCAGAAUUAGUCAUUUCAAUUAUAGAUGAUUUUUACAAGAAAGCAGAUGAACUGAAGAGUACAUUUUUGGUGUAUUCUAUAGUAAAUGAUCGAAAUCAGUUACACAAAAUUCAAAGAUGGAUUUAUUGUUGGGUAGUCAAAUGUAAGGAUGAUUUAAGGUCGAACGAAGAACGCAUUACUUUCAAUAGGUAUCUUUUAGAAGAUAAACUAGCUCAGAAUAAAUUGAUUGAUGAUCCGAAAUUCUUCAGUAGUUUAUGCCGAUCUUUUGGAGACGUCAGUAUUUCCGACGAUUUUCAGAAAAAUGAGAAGAAAGAGAUUAUACAUGAUAAAAAUUCUAUUAUUGUUAAUUUUCCUGAAAGCGAAGAUGCUAUCAAAUUUCGAGAUUUAUUAAGUUCGAUUGGUUUUUUAAAUCUUGAAGAUAGCAAAGAUACGACAAAUGAAGAAAAUACUCGUUGCGCAGAAAGAAAUAUUAAAGAUGAAAAAGAAAAAGUAGACAUAGAGGAAAAUAUGCCGCGGAUCUCUUUACGAGGUAACUGGGAGGAUGAAGGAAUUCAGCAAUUGAAGUUUUUAUACGAUAUUUGUAUUGGGCCUGUAGAGCAUCUAUUACCUGAUUUUCGAUCAGAGAAAAGAAUAACGCGUUUGAUUAUUAUUCCUCACGAGUAUCUCUUCAGUGUUCCAUUCUGUGCUCUUCGUAAUUCAAAAGGGACAUUUUUUAUUGAACGUUUUUGUAUUUCGUAUGCUCACAGUCUUCGAACUUUAAUAAUGCUUCAUCAAAGAUUGAAUUUACUUAAAGAAAAACAAGAGAAUCGUCCAUUAAAGAUAUUCUCGGUGGGAAAUCCCAAAUUAGCUUCUGGAAAAUUUUCUAAGUUAACGUUUGCAAGUAAAGAGGCAUUAGAAGUUCAACGUAUAUUUGGCAAAGAAAAUUGCAAAGUUGCUCUUGAAGAGGAUGCCACUAAGAACCUAGUAAUUAAAAUGCUUCAGGAAGUUGAUAUUGUUCAUUUAGCAACUCACGCCUAUCCUGAAGAUCCGAAAGCUUAUGAAGAAGAAUUGUCAGUGAAAUCUGGUGAUUAUCUAAUGAGAGGAUUCAUUGCCCUAACUCCAUCAGGACCAGAGUGUAACGGCUUAUUGUUAGCUAGUGAUAUUCAAAAACUUCCGAAAUGCGAAUGUCAAUUGGUGACAUUAAGUUGCUGCGAGACCGGACUUGGUAAAGUCACAGGCGAUGGAAUAGUGGGAUUAUAUCGAGCUUUUAUCGCUGCUGGUUCUGUUGGAGUGAUAGUUACUUUAUGGAAAAUAAGAGAUGAUUUUACACCAAUAUUCAUGGAAAAAUAUUAUUUAACUUAUAAGGAAAAUGGAGAUGUAGCAAUGUCAUUGAGAUCUGCCAUGUUAUUCUGUUUGAAAGAGAUGAAAGUGAAUCCUAGUCAGUGGGCUGCUUUUUCAUACAUUGGACCAAGUUAAACACACUAAUAAUACUUAUUUUUUUUUUUUUUUUUGUAAUUAAUUUUAAAAUUAUUAUAAAUUUACAACUUGUAAUUAUAUUUAAAAGUUUUAUAUGA